Molecule: messenger RNA, 2898 nt
Organism: Aspergillus heteromorphus CBS 117.55
Lineage: Eukaryota; Fungi; Ascomycota; Eurotiomycetes; Eurotiales; Aspergillaceae
Product: putative GTPase activating protein (Gyp3)
Exons: 1
Coding region: 404-2773 (789 amino acids)
Source: RefSeq, a predicted model, not a curated record
CCGUCUUGUCUCUCUCUUCAUCUCGCCCCCCCCGUGAGAUGAAGCCUCGAAGUGACCCUCUGGUAGGAUCGUGAGAUUGGCCCAUGGAUUGAACCGUCGCGGGACCGGGGCGACUACUGAACCGUUUCUUUUCCCUCCACUCGUUUCACUUCGCGCCUGACCGGGUAGCUUGAUUCUCGACCCAUUUCUUCACUCGUUACCACUGCCCUGCAGCCCUUCUUAAGCGCCUAGUAUUUUUCUUUGCUUUUCCCGCGGGUCCUCUUUCGGUUCCCCCAUCUUUAUCAACCAGUCCCCCCCCCCCCCUAAAGUUCGAACCUGUCUUCGCACUUCGCAUCCGUUGACCUUCAAUUGUUUACUUCUCGACAAAUGUCCAGCGGGAACUGGGGCUUAUCAUCUCGUGGCCAUGGUCACAGGAAAUGGAGACUUUCGAUAUCCGCCGCCCCCUGCAGGCACGCAUGAUAUCCCCAGCCGUCGCAGGAUCCCCAAUCCCCCCCGCCUCGAUCCUCUGAGACUCAAUCCUCCCUUCCCACGCCCCUCGACGGCUGAUGGCCUGCGUCCUCCCCCCCAACGGCCACCCCCCGUCCCUAAAUCACCCCGACUCCAUCAUGCCUAUCCUCCGCAAGCAGAUCCCGCACGGCGCGCUGUUUCGCCCCAACCCCGAGACGACGACGAUGACUUUGUGCCCCGAAGGCCCACCUGCCGGACCCCCACAUUCCCUGCGACCCCAAACGAUCGCCCAAGAUACCCUGCCAAGGCAGGCGAUUUUGAGCAUCCCCCACCCCGAAGGAUCCCCCCUGGUGCACCAGGGCUGCGCAUAUCCAUGUCCACCUCGAAAUUGCACAACCGACGCCCACGGCCCCCUCGGUCCCGGGAGCGACAGCCAGACGACCUGUAUGGGUUGGCACUGCCUCGUGCUCCCCCUCCCGGAAGUUAUGCAGAUGGCCACGGAGAAGAUGAGCUCCGCUCCAGCGUCAACUCCGCCAUGACGUCGCGGUCCAGCAUCGAACAUGCCAGCGGAACGGAGCGCAGCAGUGUCCUCACGAAGAGUAGCUCGAUUACUGACAUGUCCCCCGACACUCCCGACGGGCCCUUCGAGAAGGAUGGGGGAAUGAGCGUGGAAGAUGCCAUUUCCAUGUACCUUGACGGCUUCAGCGAUGUGACAGAGGAGCCGGGGUCCCCUAGCCUGUAUGGUGAUAGCAAAAGACCGUGGAGUCCAUGUCCGCCUACUGAAUACACGAUGGACGGACAUACUUCCGAUGAACAUUCGCCCGACCUUGAUCCUACAGAGGACCUUCCCCCCGUGCCGCCGCUACCAGAGUUAGAUCCCCCGGAACCAAGGCCCAUCGAGGGACCGCCUGAAAGUGAGGACAUGCCAGAUCAGCCAUGGAACGAUCUCUCGAGUUUGAAAUCACCAGCCCAUUCGGAAUUUCAACGACGUGACCAAUCGACCACAGUCGUGAUCCCUGGUGCUGUACCGCCUCCGCUACUGCCGGGUACCAGCACUCGAGAUUGCUAUGGCUUCCGGAAGGCUACUCACCAUGUGACUCUCGAGCAAUACGAGGCAUGGCAUCGCACUUACGUCGGCUUUGCCGCGACCCGGAGGACGAAGUGGGUGGAACUCCUUCGGGAGAACCGGCUGCCAGUCACAGACCCCUCGUCCUUCCCCCCGAAGUCGAACAAGAUCAAGAAGCUCGUGCGCAAGGGUAUUCCGCCCGAAUACCGAGGCGCGGCCUGGUUCUUCUACGCCGGGGGUUACGAACAUCUCAACCGCAACCCCGGGCUCUACGAGCAGCUUGUGCAGCAGUCCAUGAUGUCUCCGACCAACGACGAUAAGGAGCACAUCGAACGCGAUCUGCACCGGACGUUCCCCGACAACAUUCAUUUCAAACCCGAAUCGGCCGACCAACUUGGCGCAGGCGCUAGCGCUGGUAGCAGCAACCUCAAGCAUGGUCACGGGUCAGUCAUAGUCGAGACCCAAAUGAUUCAAUCCCUACGACGGGUUCUGUAUGCAUUUGCCAUCCACAACCCACAGAUCGGCUACACACAAUCGCUGAACUUCAUCACGGGUAUGCUUCUGCUGUUCCUGCCCGAGGAGAAGGCGUUCUGGAUGUUGCACAUCAUCAGCUCUGUCUACCUCCCCAGCACACACGAGAUCAGCCUGGAGGGAGCGAACAUCGAUCUGUGGAUUCUGAUGGUCCUGCUCAAAGAAAUUUCGCCGCAUGUGUACAACAAGAUCGCCGGCUCCGGCUUCGGUGGGAACUCACGGGCCCCAGCGUUGACAGUGACCUCCCGCCUGCCUGACAUCACCCUCGGCCUGACCAAUUGGCUGAUGUCAGUCUUCAUCGGGACCCUGCCGUUAGAGACGACCCUGCGCGUGUGGGAUGCUUUCUUCUACGAGGGUUCCAAGACGUUCUUCCGAGUCUCUCUGGCCAUCUUCAAGUCGUGUGAGCGGGAAAUCAUGGCGGUGUCGGAUCCCAUGGAGGUGUUCCAGGUAGUGCAGUCGGUGCCGAAGAAGCUACUGGACGCCAAUGCCCUGCUCGACGACUGUUUCGUGCGGCGCCACCGCGUCGGACAGGGUCGGAUCGACGAGCUGCGCGCCGCGCGUCGGGCGGCCGUUCGGCACGAGAACAUGCGUCGCUCGCGGGCGUGGAACAAGGGUCAGAUCCAGGCGGCGACAGACGAGUGGCCGGGCAGGUCGCGGACUCCGAUCCCGGGCAUUGAGCGCGGCAUCGCGGGUUCGUGGCGACACAUGAAGCAGCAUGCAUUUCGGUAGGGUGAGCGAGGGAACCAGUGAGUGGUGGAGUCCGUCGGUAGGCGUGCUAUGUAUUUAUUGAUACCCACAGCAGCUUUUAUAUGUUUGAAUACCUUUUCUAGUGUCUAUAUUAAAUCCAAAACUAC